This is a messenger RNA of Cynara cardunculus var. scolymus (artichoke), 919 nucleotides long. Its product is annotated as chaperonin-like RbcX protein 2, chloroplastic. Gene Ontology annotation, biological process: ribulose bisphosphate carboxylase complex assembly. The coding region runs from base 150 to 761 and encodes 203 amino acids. The transcript is spliced from 5 exons. The record is from RefSeq and is a predicted model, not a curated record. Gene Ontology annotation, molecular function: protein folding chaperone. NCBI's taxonomy places the organism in Eukaryota, Viridiplantae, Streptophyta, Magnoliopsida, Asterales, Asteraceae.
GAAUCAAUUUGGACCAUAGAAAACAGACUCAGGGGAUAAGACAAAGAAGAUACCCUUCUUCUAGAUCGUCUGAAUCUAGCUAUAUAUGUCUGAAUUGUUUGUAUAGCUUUGAGCUUUUAGAUACCCAUUCUUUCUCUUUAUAAAGGAAGAUGAUUGGAGCUAUUAUGUCUGCAAAUUUGAGGUCAUACCCAUGUCUUGGCUUAUCUGCAGAAACCAAACGUAGCUUGAGAACGAGGAAGAAGAAUGUAGUGGGCAUGAAGUUAACGAAUUUGAAUUCAUAUUCAUGUCUGAAUAGUUCUUUCUUGGAUGAUGAAUGGUAUGCAAGAAUCGUUUGUUUAUCUUUCAGGAAACAACAACAGCAAAAGAUCAGAAAGUUUAUCGUCAAUGAGCUUGGUGGGCAGUACGAAGAGGUCUUCAACGACGUUAAAUUGGAAUUACGCAACUGGUUCACCGCGAAAGCAGUUAGAACUGUUCUUUAUCAACUCUAUGAGAUGAAUCCACCUCAGUAUAUGUGGCUACAUAAUUUCAUUGCUGAAAAUGAUCCUGCAGACGGGAAACUAUUUCUCCGGACUCUUGCAAAGGAAUCUCAAGAUAUUGCUGAACGGGUCAUGAUAACGCGACUUCACCUGUACGGAAAAUGGAUUAAGCAAUGCGAUCAUGCUGAAAUCUACAAGGAAAUUUCGGAUGAAAACUUGGAAUUGAUGCGGGAAAGGCUCUUGGAAACCAUUGUGUGGCCUACGGAUGACAAAAUUACAGAGUAAACGAAUGACUUAUAUCGGCUCGGUUCAUUCUAUUUACUGCUACUGUUCUAGAAAAGCGUUUACAAAGGUUUUAGAUUAGAAACUUCUUAUAACUGAUUUUAAAACAAGUGUUCAAAAACAUUUUAAUCCAAGGAGGAAUAAAAAUCCUCUUGUGGUCA